Messenger RNA from Corylus avellana, 827 nucleotides. RefSeq names its product putative phospholipase A2 homolog 1. Gene Ontology annotation, biological process: pollen tube growth; pollen development; arachidonate secretion. Gene Ontology annotation, molecular function: A2-type glycerophospholipase activity; lipid binding; calcium ion binding. Lineage: Eukaryota; Viridiplantae; Streptophyta; Magnoliopsida; Fagales; Betulaceae. The record is from RefSeq and is a predicted model, not a curated record.
GUUAACGACGACGUCGUUAGAGAGACGAACCAGAAGGAAGAGACCGGCAGACGACACCUGUUUCAUGAGUGGAAAAUGCCGCGUGGUGCCGACGCCCCCCCGCGGACGCCUGUCUCCGUGGUAUUCGCCUUCGUUUUCACCCUCCUCACCGUCGUUGCCGAGUGCUCCAUCAAUAACUCCAAGGUGACAUGUAGCAGAACCUGUGUCGCCAUGAAUUGUGACAACGUUGGAAUCCGAUACGGGAAGUACUGCGGAGUAGGGUGGACCGGCUGUCCCGGAGAAAAACCGUGCGACGAUCUCGACGCUUGUUGCAAACUUCACGACGAAUGUGUCGAUAAACACGGUUUGGCCAAAGUAAAAUGUCAUGAGAAGUUUAAGAGCUGCAUAAAGAGAGUACAGAAGUCUGGGAAGGUCGGAUUUUCCUGGGAGUGUCCUUAUGAGACAGCCAUGCCUACCAUGGUUCAUGGUAUGGAUCUCGCCAUCUUAAUGAGCCAAUUUGCUAACACGAACCUUGAGCUCUGACUUGAGAGCUUCUCGGAUUUUGAAAUCACUAGUGGCCAAAAGAAAUAUAUCUAUUCUUGAUGUGAGGCUAUAAUGCAUGGGACGCUGGGGACGCUAGUGUCAUUGUUGGGAUGUGCAUAUAAUGAUAGGAUGAACAAGUAUUUCUGAUACAAGCAAGAGAGGGUGAUGUUUUAUGUUGUUUUCGGCCCAUACAUGAGGAAUUCGUUCUUAGGGGAGGAAGAAUUGCGAUAAGCAAGAUGAUAGUAUAUAUUUUCAGUAUACAUUAGAUAAAUUGGGUUGAAGACAAUUCUUUUAAUUUAGAUAAA